Molecule: messenger RNA, 3129 nt
Organism: Dromiciops gliroides (monito del monte)
Lineage: Eukaryota; Metazoa; Chordata; Mammalia; Microbiotheria; Microbiotheriidae
Gene: APBB3
Product: amyloid beta precursor protein binding family B member 3
Biological process (GO): regulation of DNA-templated transcription
Cellular component (GO): nucleus; cytoplasm
Molecular function (GO): amyloid-beta binding; transcription factor binding
Source: RefSeq, a predicted model, not a curated record
GUGUGUUAGUCUAGGUUGUGGGGCCGCCACGGGCACCCGUGGGGCUCUGCGUGGGUGUGUGCUACGCUUCACGCCGGGCACCCGCCCUUGUCGGGACGAUGAGCUCAUAGCGGCCUGAAGGAAGGGGCCGCGGCUCCGGCUGGGUCCGUGUGCACAGGGACGCCCUCACGCUGAGCACACGCACACGCACGAGUCCGCGAAGUCAGUGGGGUACCUUCCCCCCCCCCCCUCCACCGCUCCUGCGCAUGUGCGUGUCUGCGGACGCCGCACUCCCGCGACUCUGAGUUCACAGCAAUCCGGCCCCGGUCCCGACUCCGCCCAGUGUUUGUGCGGCUCAGGCCCCGCUCACUGGCGCAGAGGGGCCGGGCUUGUAGGAGCCGCAUCCCCGAGGUCGGGUUGGGAGGACGGGCUGGGGCCGGGGCCGGUGCCAUGCUGGGCAAGGACUACAUGUUAGCUAUCAUCUUGGUCAACUGCGAUGAUGACUUAUGGGGUGACCAGAACCUAGAGGGAGAGCCAGGGUUGCCUCCUGGGUGGCGAAAGAUCCAUGAUGCUGCUGGCACCUAUUACUGGCAUGUACCCAGUGGCAGUACUCAAUGGCAGCGCCCAGUCUGGGAACCUGGGGAUUCCAUACCAUCUGACUCGGGUACAGAAGGGGCUUGGAGAUUACGACCCCCCAAAGGGAGAUCCUUCUCUAGCCUGGAAAAUUCACUGGACCGAAGGACUUCUCUACCCUGGUGUGGGGAAGAAACCUACAUCCGAAACAUGGAACCAGGCUCCAAGUGCUUUGCAGUACGAUCUCUGGGCUGGGUAGAGGUGCCGGAGGAAGACUUGGCACCUGGGAAGAGCAGCAUUGCUGUCAAUAACUGCAUUCAACAACUGGCACAGAGCCGGGGUCAAAGCCGCCCACCUGCUAGGGCCUGGGGUGAGGGUCAGAACAUGUUGAUGAUUCUGAAGAAAGACACUAUGAGUCUGGUGAAUCCCCUGGACCACAGCCUAAUCCAUUGUCAGCCCCUUGUACACAUCCGAGUCUGGGGUGUGGGCAGCACCAAUGGCCGGGACAGGGACUUCGCCUUUGUGGCGGGUGACAAGGACACCUGUAUGUUGAAAUGCCACGUGUUUCGCUGUGAUGUCCCAGCCAAGGCCAUUGCCAGUGCCCUGCAUGGGCUGUGUGCCCAGAUUCUGUCAGAGAGAGCAGGGGUGAAUGGUGACCCUCCUCGAUGUUCCUUGGACCCCAUCUCCCCUGAGGAUCUACCCAGGCAAGUGGAGCUUCUUGAUGCGGUGAGCCAGGCUGCUCAGCAGUAUGAGGCUCUCUACGUUGGGACCCUUCCAGUCAGCAAGGCCAUGGGGAUGGAUGUGUUGAAUGAAGCCAUUGGGGCCUUGACUUCUCAGGGGGACCAUCAUUCCUGGGCCCCAACUAUACUCAGCGUCUCUGACUCACUCAUGACUGCAUUGCCUGUCCAGGGACAGGCUGAGCUGGGUACAGAAGAAGAGCCCCUUUGGCAAUGUCCAGUACGACACGUGACCUUCAUUGGUGUUGGCCAUGACCCUCACACCUUUGGACUCAUUGCUGACCUUGGUCACCAACGGUUCCAGUGUGCUGCCUUCUGGUGCCAGCCCCAUGCCGGGGCACUCUCUGAGGCUGUUCAGGCUGCAUGCAUGGUACAGUACCAGAAGUGUCUUGUGGCCUCUGCAGCCCGAGGGAAGGCCCGGGGUGCCCAAGCACGGGCUCGACUUCACCUCAAGCGGACAAGCUCUGUGGACUCUGCAGGAGGACCCCUGCCUCUCCCACUACCCUUGCUCAAAGGUGGAGUGGGAGGUGCAGGGGCUGCCCCCCGUAAAAGAGCAUAGUAGUAUUCCAUCAAAAUCAUCUACCACAGCUUAUUUAGCCAUUCUCCAAAUGACGCAUCCCCUCAAUUUCCAGUUCUUUGCCAUCACAGGUAUUUGAGAAUGUAUAAGCCUUUUCCUUUUACCCUGACCACCUUGGGAAACAGACCUAACAGUGGUAUUGCUGGGUCAAAGGGUAUAUACACAGUUAAGGCUACACUACCCUUUUCGCCAGCGCAGCGCAAGCCGCGAGACCCAAUGAAAAGUGGAGUAUCCCGGCAGAGCCCGCCUCCGGAAGUGACGCAAUCACUGCCCCGCUGGCUGUGCGGAAGUGAGGCGAUGGCGGAUCUGUAUGUGAAGCCGGGGAACAAGGAUAGAGGCUGGAAUGACCCUCCACAAUUCUCUUAUGGGUUGCAGACCCAGGGUAGCAGUCUUAAGAGGACACCACUCACCAAGCGGGUUGCAGCUCCCCAGGAUGGUUCUCCAAAAGUGUCUGCCUCAGAGCCUUUUACUGGGGCUCCUCCUGUGGGACCGCCACCUCUCCUGACAAAGGCUCCAGGGCCCCCUCUUGGGGGAAGUUCUCCCUUGAGGUUGGAACCUGCAAGCUCCCCAGUCACUUGUGAAACUGUGCUGGAAGAUGUACUAGGACCCUUGGAACAGGCUUUGGAGGAUUGCCGGGCUCAUACACAGAAACAGGUCUGUGAUGACAUCAGCCGGCGCCUCUCCUUGCUUCAGGGACAGUGGAAGAGUGAGAAGCUGUCAGUUCCUGUGAGGAAGAGGAUGGCACUGCUGGUGCAAGAGCUCAGGAACCACAACUGGGAUGGAGCUGAUGACAUACAUCGAUCACUGAUGGUGGAUCAUGUGACUGAGGUCAGUCAGUGGAUGGUGGGAGUGAAAAGGUUAAUUGCAGAAAGGAGGAACCUGCCUUCAGGGGAAGCUGCUAAGGAGAAGCCUACUACUACAGAGGAGAAUCAGGAGGUCUCAAGCCUACCUCUAUGACUUUGUGACCCCCCCACCCCCUUAUUUUCUUCCCCAUCAGUUCCUAUUUUCCCCACUGUCCUAGACCUUGACCUAUCUCUGAAUGGGACCUGGUAGGGUUUGGGGUCCAGGGACUUAUGUUUGCUUGGCUUCCCUUAGCACCAGCAGGAGAUAGGGAAUUGGAAGAAGGGAAGGGAAGUUUUCCUUUGGCAGAGAAGCUGCUUCAACUCUAACUGCGACUUUGGCCUGACUCUGGGAGUGAAGACUGUGUAGGCAGUUCAUUGGUUGCUUCUGACAUUUGCAAUUAAAUAAAAACAUCGUGUCCAA